This is a messenger RNA of Medicago truncatula (barrel medic), 1535 nucleotides long. RefSeq names its product myb family transcription factor IPN2. The record is from RefSeq and is a predicted model, not a curated record. Lineage: Eukaryota; Viridiplantae; Streptophyta; Magnoliopsida; Fabales; Fabaceae. Gene Ontology annotation, molecular function: DNA binding; DNA-binding transcription factor activity. The coding region runs from base 170 to 1297 and encodes 375 amino acids. The transcript has 6 exons.
CAUUCUUUUAAGUAAGGCUAUAGUUAGUUCCUUCUCACUUGCUUUAUACUUUGAGAAGGUUAACAAAAACCAUUCACUUCCAUUUUCUCUUCUUCAAAAACGCACCAUAUUCUUCCCUAUUUUGCAUCCGCAUUUGUUCUUGAAUCUCUGCGGUAUUCUCUUCACAGAGAUGGAAAGAAUGUUCCCUCCAAAGAAGCCUUCAACUAUGAAUUCACAUGAUAGACCCAUGUGUGUUCAAGGUGACUCAGGUCUUGUUCUUACAACUGACCCAAAACCUCGUCUUCGUUGGACUGUUGAACUCCAUGAACGUUUUGUUGAUGCUGUUACUCAGCUUGGAGGACCUGAUAAGGCCACUCCUAAAACUAUCAUGAGGGUUAUGGGUGUGAAGGGUCUUACCCUUUACCAUCUCAAGAGCCAUCUUCAGAAAUUUAGGCUUGGAAAGCAACCCCACAAGGAAUUCAAUGAUCACUCAAUUAAGGAUGGGAUGAGAGCUUCAGCUUUAGAACUGCAACGGAAUACUGCUUCCUCUUCUGCUAUGAUUGGCCGCAACAUGAAUGAGAUGCAAAUUGAGGUGCAGAGAAGACUACAUGAGCAGCUUGAGGUACAAAAACACCUUCAACUAAGAAUUGAAGCUCAAGGGAAAUACAUGCAAAGUAUAUUGGAGAAAGCUUAUCAAACACUUGCAGGUGAAAACAUGGCAUCUACAACUAAUAACUUAAAGGGUGUUGUUGUAGGACCUCAUGGAAUGGCUGAAAUGGGACUAUUGAAAGAAUUUGGUUCACCUCUUAGUUUUUCAUCUUUUCAAGAUCUCGACCUAUUCGGAGGCGGCGGCGGCGGUGGUGAUCAACUUGACCUUCAACAAAACAUGGACAAGCAAACCCUAGAUCAUCAUGGAUUUAUGCAAAUCAAUGAGAAUUUAUGUCUUGGCAAGAAAAGGCCUAACCCUAACACUAACCCUUAUAGCGGAAAUGGAAAAAACCCAUUAAUGUGGAGUGAUGAUUUAAGGCUUCAAGAUUUAGGGACAGCUUCAUCAUGCUUGGAUGAUCCUUUCAAAGGUGAUCAAAUACAAAUUGCACCUCCAUCAUUGGAUAGAGGAAGUGAUAUUGAAACUAUAGAUAUUUAUGAUACAAAGCCUUUACUUCAAGGGGAAAUUUUAGGUGAAAAGAAAUUUGAUGCAUCUAUGAAUAAACUUGAAAGACCUUCACCAAGAAGAGGGCCAUCUCUUCAUGCUGAAAGAAUGAGUCCUAUGAUUAGUACUGGUACUAUGGCACAAGGUAGAGGUUCACCAUUUGGAUAAAAAUUAGUUAUCUAAUGUCUUUAGAUUAUUUGAUAAUUAAUUAUGUUUAUGUAAUUGUUCCUUUGUUGUGAAACUCUCUUAGGUAUGAUAUCUAGGGUUUUAAAUUUGGUCUUGGAAAUUAUCAUGUUCUUAUGAGGUAUAAUGCCUUGCAUGGCAAACCAAAGUUUCAAUUAUUCUAACUAUGAUAUAAUUAAAGCACUUUAAAUGUGCCUAGUUAAUGUGAGCAUUCUCACUUGUA